Indicator indicator is the source of this 2298-nucleotide messenger RNA. It is a transcript of the gene PLCD4, whose product is annotated as phospholipase C delta 4. The coding region runs from base 1 to 2298 and encodes 765 amino acids. NCBI's taxonomy places the organism in Eukaryota, Metazoa, Chordata, Aves, Piciformes, Indicatoridae. The transcript is spliced from 15 exons. The record is from RefSeq and is a predicted model, not a curated record. Gene Ontology annotation, molecular function: calcium ion binding; phosphatidylinositol-4,5-bisphosphate phospholipase C activity. Gene Ontology annotation, biological process: lipid metabolic process; intracellular signal transduction.
AUGGCAUCGCUUCUGUGCAAUGCCCGUGAGUGCCUUGGCAGGGGACCCAUGCUGCCCCCAGGCAUCCAGCUCACAGACACGCUGGAGCAGAUGCAGCAAGGGACUCUGAUGCGCAAAGUCAAGUCCAAGAGCUGGAAGAAGCAGCGUUAUUUCAAGCUUCAGGAUGACUGCAUGACCAUCUGGUACCAGUCCAAGAGGACAGGCAAAACUGAGUCUGCCUUCUCCAUCAGUGAUGUGGAGACAGUGAGGGAAGGACACCAGUCGGAGGUGCUGCAAAGUCUGGCUGAGGAGUUCCCCCCUGAGCGCUGCUUCACCAUUGUCUUCUAUGGCCGUCGGGGCAACCUGGACCUCAUUGCUGGCUCAGCGGAGGAGGCACAGUGCUGGGUCCAGGGCCUGCGCCAGCUCAUCGAAGUGGCCACCAGCAUGGACCAAAGGGAGAAGAUAGACCAGUGGAUUCGUGACUGGUUCCAGAAAGCUGACAAGAAUAAGGAUGGGCGCAUGAACUUCAAAGAAGUGCAGCGACUCCUCAAGAUGAUGAAUGUGGACAUGAAUGAGGAUCAUGCCUUGCGGCUCUUCCAGGAUGCUGACAAGUCAGAAUCAGGGACGCUGGAAGGGGAGGAGUUCGUGCUCUUCUACAAGGCCCUCACACAACGUGAUGAGGUGCUGAGCCUCUUCCAGGACUUUUCUGAGGAUGGGAAGAAGCUGACACUGCUGGAGCUGGUGGAUUUCUUAAGGCAGGAGCAACUGGAGAAUGAGGGCACAGAGGAGUUGGCCAUGGAGCUCAUCGACAAGUAUGAACCAUCUGAGACAGCCCGAGCUCUCCAUGUGUUGAGUGCUGAUGGGUUCCUCAUGUACCUCUGCUCCCCGGAGGGCUCCAUCUUCAAUCCCCGGCACCGGGCACUGUGGCAGGACAUGAGCCAGCCACUCUGCCAUUACUUCAUCUCCUCUUCCCACAACACAUACCUGAUAGAGGACCAGAUCCGGGGCCACAGCAGCAUUGAGGGCUACAUCAGGGCUCUGAAACGGGGCUGCCGGUGCCUGGAGGUGGAUUGCUGGGACGGGCCGAAUGGGGAGCCCGUGGUGUACCAUGGCCACACCUUCACCUCCAAGAUCCCCUUCCGGGAGGUGGUGAGCACCCUGGGAAAGUAUGCCUUCAAGACCUCAGAUUACCCAGUGAUCCUCUCCCUGGAGAACCACUGCAGCAUGGAGCAGCAGGAAGUCCUGGCUCAGCAGCUCAAGACCAUCCUGGGUGAACAGCUCCUCAUCGCCACCAUUGAUGGGCGAGUUCCUGCCCAGCUCCCAUCCCCAGAGGAGCUGAAGCACAAGAUCUUGCUGAAGGGGAAGAAGAUCGGGCGGCUGGAGGACACACUGGAUGGGCCAGAGGAUGAGGCGCCUGACGUGUCUGAUGAUGACAAUGGGGCAGAGGCAGAGGAGGAGAGGCGGAGGGUGAAGAAGGACAAGGAGACCCUGGCGCAGGUGUUGUCCGACUGUGUUGUCUACUGCAAGAAUGUGUCCUUCCGGGGCUUCCAGGAGGCCCGCAGCCAUUCCCGGCCCUCUGAGAUAUCCUCAUUCUCUGAGGCCAAGGCCAGGAAGCUCAUCCGGGAUGCAGGGAAUGAGUUUGUCCGCCACAACACCUGGCAGCUGACACGCAUCUACCCCAGUGGGAUGCGGACUGACUCCUCCAAUUACAGCCCCCAGGAGAUGUGGAACGUGGGGUGCCAGAUUGUGGCCCUGAACUUUCAGACGGCUGGCAUGGAGAUGGACCUGUGUGAUGGGCUCUUCAGCCAGAAUGGUUGCUGUGGCUAUGUGCUCAAACCACCUUUCAUGAGGGAUGAGGAGACUCUCUUCAACCCCAGCGACCCUGGCAGCUGGGAGGGCCCUGGCCCCAUCACUCUGACGAUCCAGGUGAUCAGUGGGCAGCAGCUGCCCAAAGUGUCCAACAGCAAGGAAGGAGCCAUCAUCGACCCACUGGUGCGUGUGGAGAUCCAUGGGGUCCCCGCGGAUCAGGCACACCAAGAGACCAAGUAUAUUGAAAACAAUGGGUUUAACCCCCGCUGGGAUGAGACACUGCAGUUCCAGGUCAAUGUUCCUGAGCUGGCCCUUGUCCGCUUUGUGGUGGAGGAUUACGACAAGGCAUCCAGGAAUGACUUUGUGGGCCAGUUCACCCUGGCCUUUGCCAACAUCAAACCUGGCUACCGCCACAUCCAUCUCCUCUCCAAGGACGGCACCAACAUCCCACCCUCUUCGCUCUUUGUCCACAUUCGCAUCAGCAAGCCACCUGGUCCCGAGCAGGACUGA